CAGCGGGUUGGUGCCGAAUGUCUUUAUAGGUUAUUACAUAAAUUCUACUAAAGUUGUAGAAUUAUCCGCUUCUCUUUCUUCCUCUCUUCGUUUAUGUGUUCAUUCCCAAUCAAGGAGUCAAUUAUUAGUUACGACUGGAAAUAAACCAAACUAGAGUGGUUCACCAUCAUAGUCAACUAGAGCCAAGGGGUAUAUAAUUAACUUCUCACCACCCCGCCAACCUCCUCUGUCUGCCUCUUUCAUACCUACACGUGACAUCGCCGAACCUACAAACAACUUACAGCCAUCACCACCAUCGCCAUGGCCUCAGCCAACCUCGCCAAGUUGGCGCCCAACGACCCUCGGGUCGAGCACAAGGACGUGCAGGUAAACGGCAGGACCUACCACUACAUGCUGGCCCGGCCCCCCGCAGGCGCCGAGCCCAAGGCCACCAUCCUCCUGGUGCACGGCUUCCCAGACCUGGGCCUGGGGUGGCGCCACCAGGUCCCCGUCCUGGCCGCGCAGGGCUUCCAGGUCGUGGUGCCGGACAUGCUCGGCUACGGCGGAACCGACGCGCCUCAAGACGUAGAGCCGUACCGCCACAAGUCCAUCAUCGACGACCUGCUGGCCCUGCUCGACUCGCAGGACCUCAUCGUGCCGCUCGGCCCGAGCAGGGAGCGCCGCGUCGUGCUGGGCGGCCACGACUGGGGCGGCCAGAUCGUCUGGCGCUUCACCGAGUGGUACCCCGAGCGCAUCGCCGCCACCUUCUCCGUCUGCACGCCCUUCUUCCCGCCCAUGCCGUCCUUCAUCGACCUGUCCACCCUGACCCAGAUCAUCCCAAGCUUCAAGUACCAGCUGCAGUUCGCGUCCGAGGAGGUCGUGGACCGCACCACGGGUCCCGACGGGAAGCCGAGCCGCGCCGUCAUCCGCGACUUUCUCAACGCGCUGUGGGGCGGCGCCGGCACGAUCCAGGCCGCCGACGCGCCCAAGGGCUUCACAGCGGCCGAGGGCGUCAACUUCUCCAUCAUCAAGGACCUGCCGCAGGCGCAGCUGAUGAGCGUCGAGGAGCUCGACUUUUAUGCGGACCAGUACUCUCGCAAUGGCAUGCGCGGGCCGACAAACUGGUACCGGCUCAGAAAGUUGAACUUUGAGGACGAGCUGACCUUGAUCGAAAGGAGGCAGAAGCAGGCCGAGGAGACGGGUGAUGAGCCCAAGAUCAAGACCCCAUCGCUCUUCAUCUCGGCCUCGAGGGACGUCGCCCUGCCGCCUGCCAUGUCGGCCAACAUGGACAUGUGCUUCGAGAGCCUGACCCGUGGUCACGUCGACGCUUCGCACUGGGCCCUCGUCGAGGCUGCCAGCGAGGUCAAUGCUACCAUUCUGAGCUUCUUGGACAAUGUCAUUAAGCCAAAGGCAUCCCUGUAGGGGCGGCAAGCCCUCUCUCUGCUCGAUAAAUUCAUAGUAGCAUGGUCGGGUGUCGAAAACUGGAAUACAUAAUGUAAAAGAACGAAAAAGUAAAAUAAAAGUAGAAACGUUCAGAAUCAAAUUCACACACGCCAAGUGAUAAAUAUUUGAACUGCAUUCCAAGUGGAUAGGAGUUUAUU
Molecule: messenger RNA, 1580 nt
Organism: Pyricularia oryzae 70-15
Lineage: Eukaryota; Fungi; Ascomycota; Sordariomycetes; Magnaporthales; Pyriculariaceae
Product: epoxide hydrolase 2
Exons: 1
Coding region: 301-1401 (366 amino acids)
Molecular function (GO): hydrolase activity
Source: RefSeq, a predicted model, not a curated record